CUUUCCUUUCAUUUGACGUGUCACUCGACGAAAUUAAUUUUUUUUCCUGCUAAAAAGAAAUUAAAUUCAAAUCGAAAAAAGGGAAACAAAACGUUUGAGUAAAUUGUGUGAAUAGAACAAACAGAAUGUCUCGUUAUAAAUCUACUCUACAAUCCGAAGAUCCCGAUGAAAUUGGAGGACGUCCUUCUGACGCUGCAACAACCACAUUCAAUAUGGACGAUUGGCGGAAGAUAUUUCAUGAGGAGCCAUCCCCCAUCGGGAUCGUUCCCGAGGAACGUGUCCACAUCGAGCAUGACCUGCAGACAUUUAUGGAGACGCUCGAUGCUGCAGAUGGUGCGGAUACUUUUGACGACGUCCAGGAGCUGCAGGUUCUUAUCAAGACUGAAACGAUUGACGAUGAUGGGGAAAAAGCCAUUGGAAGCAGCAAGAUGAAAAAGAAGUCGAAAAAGAAGGCAGCUGGACAGCUGCACCAGAAGAAGCCAGCAGGAACGCUGCAGCAAAAGCCAAAAGUGAAGAAACGGAUUCUACGCCGUCGACUCGAGGAAUUCUCGUUUGUGCAAAAACUUUAUCUGGCCACCAACAGUCCCAGCAUUGACUUUGUCAACUGGUCGAAGAGGGGCAAGCAUCUGAUUGUGCAAUAUAUGGCGCUGCAGGAACAUUUGACCGGCCCUCGUUCCAUUUUCCGUUGUCGCAGUGUCCUCCAGUUCGCGGAGGAGCUCUCGCACCAUGGCUUUAUGCGUGUGCUCGACUACGACUUGAAGGAUCCGGCCAAGGGCACCAUAGUUCUGGUCUUUCAGCACCCCAACUUUGUGAUGGGCAUGCCGCAAAAGCUCCGUCAGAUAAGCAACCUUAACAUUCAAGAGGAUCAGGAGAAUGAGCUGCUGCAGAAGCAAAAUGGCAAGGACAUCUGCGCCGCCUUUCACUCGUACCUCUCGCCCCUGCAGGCGGCACGCUGCCGCCUACACACGGAGCUGAGCUACCAUUUCGACAUGGCGCUGCUCCAGGAAUACGCCAAUGCGUCCAACAAGCCGGUGGCCAAGCGAGCCGGUCGUCCCGCACAAAUCGUGGAGACAACCGUGGAGCAACAGCUCGUGGGCAAGACGGACAAAUUUGUGAAUCCGUACGAAUCGGUGGCCAAGAUACUCACGAAGCAGGUGCCCUCGUAUGCCGGCUACUAUGGCAACGUGGCGCUACCGAAGCUGCAGGACUUCUUUCAGGAGUACAUGCCCCGCUAUGGCAUCAAGAUCAGCGGCUACAAGCAGAUCGUGAUUGAUGGCCACAACAAGUCGAGCGACUUCAAUCAGAAUCUACCGAUUGGCAUCGACUACUCCGACGAGGAGAACGAUGAUCCAGCCAAGAAGGAGACCUUUGAUCUGGAGCAGGUUAUGCAGCAGCUGUGCGGCGAAGAUGGCGAAGGCAUCGCCAGCAACACCCCCAACAGCAGCAGUACAAGCAGCAGCACAUUCAAGCCCAAGGAAAAACCAAAUCCGAAGCCGAACAAGUCCAAGCAAAAAUCAAAGCCAACCUCGAAAUUGACCGCGCUCCUGGAGUCCAGCUCCACCUCCAGUUCCAGUUCUAGUGAUGACGAUGAUGAGCUGGAUGAAGAUUCCGCCGCGCUGGAGAUAGUGCUGAAUGAGAACAACGGCACCUACAAGUUUAUAAAGAAAACUAAAGCACAAGAGAAGCUUUCCAAGGUGACUGCAGAGCAGAAAGGGUCAAAGAAACGCCAGAAUGCAGAUGAUCAGGAAAAGGGAAAGGAACCCUUGACCAAGAAGUCAAAGAAGCUGCAAACAGCAGACGAGCUCGUGGUCAUGCCCGACGAUAAUGAAGAAACUUUGGAGGAAACAGUGCAGAAGAAUUUGAAGCCUUUCCUUCAGAAUGGGGGGGACGAGGAGGACGGGCUCAUGGAUUUCGCUGGCGAUGACGACGAUGAGGAGUACAUCGACCAGAAGGUGCUGCGCCGCACAGCCACACUAUCGGCGGCCAAACGCCGCAGCUACGAUUUGCGCAAAGCCAAGCUUAGCUCCAAAAAUAAAUAAUAAAUAAAAUAGAAACAAAUAAUAAAAUAAAAUAAUAGUAAAAUAAAACUGGCUUUCAAAGCUAACAAA
Messenger RNA from Drosophila obscura, 2108 nucleotides. RefSeq lists its product as uncharacterized. Gene Ontology annotation, molecular function: DNA-binding transcription factor activity; sequence-specific DNA binding. The transcript has a single exon. The record is from RefSeq and is a predicted model, not a curated record. Bases 126 to 2039 code for a protein of 637 amino acids. NCBI's taxonomy places the organism in Eukaryota, Metazoa, Arthropoda, Insecta, Diptera, Drosophilidae. Gene Ontology annotation, biological process: regulation of DNA-templated transcription.